Messenger RNA from Lactuca virosa, 1525 nucleotides. Lineage: Eukaryota; Viridiplantae; Streptophyta; Magnoliopsida; Asterales; Asteraceae. The record is from the annotation of a GenBank genome assembly.
ACCAGAACCAAACACUAUUACAUUUAAAUAACACUUGUAUAUAACGCAAAAUGUAAAUUUGAUUUAGUGUAGAAGUGAAGAUAAUAUAAAAUGAGACAUCAAUAAAAAUUACAUAAACUCUAAAAAAGAAAUAUCCGAUUCGCAGGUGAAGAACGUCGACGAGUGCACCAUGAAUCCCAUAGCUACCAAGGUUGCCGUCAUCGGCGCCGGAAUUUCAGGAGCUGUUUGCGCUUCCAGUUUGGCCAAAAAUGGGAUUUCAGUAACCAUCUUCGAAUCCGCUAGAGGCCCAGGUGGUCGAAUGUCUCGGAGAAGGGAAACUUCUGAAGAUGAAAGGGAAUUGUAUUUUGACCACGGCGCACCUUAUUUUACUUCAACAAACAACGACGUGGAGGAGAUGAUUAGGGGUUGGGAAGCAAGGGGUCUUGUCGCUGAAUGGAAACAGAAUUUUGGGUCAUUUGAUUUCAAUACUAAAAAAUUUGUCAACUUCGAAAAGGAAGGAUUAAGCAAGAAAUAUGUGGGCAUCCCUGGAAUGAAUUCUAUAUGCAGAGCUUUAUGCCAAGAACCUGGUAUAGAGAGUAAAUUUGGGGUUAUGGUUGGGAGAUUGGAGUGGUUGGAGAAUGAGGAUUCAUGGAGUUUAACAGAUGUGAAUGGAAAAGAUCUUGGAAUGUUUAAUGGAGUUGUAGCAUCAGAUAAAAGCACAUUUUCUCAAAGGUUUACACAAGUCACUGGGAAACCACCUCCACUUGACUUGAAUGUGAUACCGGAGAUUUCUGACAAGAUUAAAGACGUUUCUGUUAAACCAUGUUUCGCUCUCAUGUUGGCAUUUCAAAAUCCCUUGUCUUCAAUACCACUUAAGGGUUUCUCAAUUGAAAAUUCUGAACUACUUAGCUGGGCAACCUGUGACAGCUGUAAGCCUGGACGUUCUACCUCCAGUGAAAGGUGGGUAUUGCGAUCAACAGAUAAGUAUGCAGAGGGUAUAAUUGGAAAAGCAGGACUAGAAAAACCUUCAAAUGCAGCAUUAGCAGAAAUCGCUGAACAACUAUUUCAAGAAUUUCAGAGGACUGGACUUGAUGUCUCUCUGCCAUUUUUCAAGAAAGCCCAUAGAUGGGGAAGUGCUUUUCCAGCAACAAGCAUAGCAAGAGAUGAAAAAUGCAUUUGGGAUAGAAGAAAGAAACUGGCAAUUUGUGGAGAUUUUUGUGUGAGCCCAAAUGUUGAAGGUGCAAUUUCAAGUGGAUUGGCUGCUGCCUCUAUGUUUUCUGAAUCUUUCAGUUGUUUAUAGUGCAACAAAGAUUCUCAUUUCUUUCUUUUCCAGGAGUUAUUAAAUAAAUAUGCCAUAUGCCAUGUUUGUUAACGUUGCAUAUACUUUAUAAAUGAACCGGUUGUUGUAUUGAAACGAAUAUCACAUCCACUUAUUCAUCUAUACUGUAGAGGGGUCAGUUCAUAAAGAAAAGUAGACUAAAACACAACUGAUUUACAAGUUUGGAUUGUGAUUGAUUUUGUGAGAUGUGGAAUCUUUUAAUUGGGA